GCAAGUGACGAUAUACUUUAAAAUUAGGUGGAAACAAUGGCAUUCAAAUUUGCCAUAUACUACCUAUUUGAUAAGACACUUAAAGUGGAAAGCACGUCGCUCAUCCAUGAAAGCUACCAGUUCACCCAAGUGUCAUCCCAGCCUGACCUUGAGGACGACGCGAACUGGAUCGAAAUAAAAUGGCCCACGAGAAAAGAACCAAAGAGGACUGUGGCUGCUAAGAUCCUGUUAUUUGGAGAUUCUUACAAAGAACUGGUGUCAAAGAAGAAUUUCUUCAUGCUCGGUAAGGACAUAUGGGCCGAGCAGGAAAGCAGAGCUGUGCGCAUGAAGAAGAAGCAGUGUGAGGCCAACGUUGUGAAACAUAAAACGGUCGUGCAGGAAAAACAAACCAGGAUCAAAGAUGCAGCCAGGGACCAGGUGUUACAAAACCUAAAGACUUCCCUGUCUCAGAAGAGGGCCUUAGACACACAAGAUGACCCCUGCAGUUCUCAGGAUGAGGUUCCACAUGUUCAUGGAGGAAAGCGAGCAAAGAUAAACAAGCCAGCAAGACGUGUGCUUUUACCCCUGGCAUCCAGUCCUAGUUCUGAUGACGCCACAUACAUAGGGAGUCUAAACCAGCAUGACACUGAUCAUGCUUCAGAUGAAGAUUUGGGUUUCUCCUCAGCCCAGAGAAUGAACCUGACAGAUGAUAAUACUGAUCAUGGCAUGGCACCUGGAAUGAAUGAAAUCAUGUCAGCCCUUCACAACCUGCCAGAAAUGGUUAAAUUAAUGAGGGAGUGUGUGGAAUCUGUCAAGGCACUGAGGUCCUCGUUUGGGGGGACCCCUUCAUCUGCAAUGUCAUCCACUAGCGGGGACAGUGAAAUUGAAAUGCACCCUUUGGCAGGCAGCACAGUUACUGUUCCAAAGAGGGCAUUCCUGCGGCUGAAUAGAUCUCGUAUGACCAUUUUCGCCCAGGAGCUGGCUGUCCUGGUGUUCACAAAGGAGGGCCUUGCACAGUCCACUAUAACUGGAAAGUCUGGAAGGGGGUUGCCACCAAAAACACAGCUGGAUGUUGUCAAAGUGCAGGCUAUUACAGAUGCAGUUCUUCUGGAGUUUCCACAAACACGCAUCUCUGAUGUACGCGCAGCCAUCAGACGAAAGUGUAACAAUGAGGGGUUCAGCCAAAAAAAAGGAACAUAAUGUGUGUUUCUGUAUGUUGGGAGGGUUGCAGUUAUAAGGACUGUUGUUUUCAUUGUUCCGUACUAAGUAAUGUUAAGGUCAGCUGCCUGAAACUGACCUAUUUCUACAAAGUGCACUAAAGUUCCAAUAUUGGAAAAUAUGUUGUAAGUUAUUGAAAAUGAUUACAAUCCAAAUGUAAAUGUUAAUAAAUCGAGAGAUCAGAGACAUUUGUAAAGUGCUGUAAUUUGAAUGUGGUUCAAAUAUACAUUAAAGUGUAUUUUUUCUCCUGCA
Messenger RNA from Melanotaenia boesemani (Boeseman's rainbowfish), 1449 nucleotides. RefSeq lists its product as uncharacterized. The transcript is spliced from 9 exons. NCBI's taxonomy places the organism in Eukaryota, Metazoa, Chordata, Actinopteri, Atheriniformes, Melanotaeniidae. Gene Ontology annotation, molecular function: DNA binding. The record is from RefSeq and is a predicted model, not a curated record. The coding region runs from base 37 to 1179 and encodes 380 amino acids.